Talaromyces amestolkiae is the source of this 1755-nucleotide messenger RNA. RefSeq lists its product as uncharacterized. The coding region runs from base 1 to 1755 and encodes 584 amino acids. The transcript has 4 exons. The record is from RefSeq and is a predicted model, not a curated record. NCBI's taxonomy places the organism in Eukaryota, Fungi, Ascomycota, Eurotiomycetes, Eurotiales, Trichocomaceae.
AUGGCUGGCUUCCUUCUAGGCCCUGUUUUCCAGCCGCCGUUAGGGCUCUUGUCUUCCCCCCCAAUGAGAGCCGUAACUACGAAUCUGUCCAACGCUUUAAUGGACACUAUUCAACAUGGUUAUAGUAAUUUCGGGAAUUUCAGUGCCAAUUCAUCCGCAAUCUCCAUCACGGCGUUGUCCACCGAAGAUGAUGGAAACUCUCCCUUUUUCGACUUCCAAUUCUCAUCUCCCUUCCUGAACCGGUCAGCUGGUAGUACUGAAAUUGUGAAUAGCACUUCUAUGUACAGGAUUGGUAGCAUUUCCAAACUCUUCACCGUGUAUACUCUUUUGGUCAAUUACGGUUGGGAGCAUUGGGACGAAGCGAUCACGCAGUAUCUCCCGGAGCUUCAAGACGUCACUAAUUUACCUGGUGAUACUUCGCUUACGAGCGUCGAUUGGAGCAAGAUCACGGUCGGUGAUCUUGCCUCGCAGCUAUCAGGUAUUGGCAGAGACUAUUCUUAUGGAGAUGUAGCCACUCUUGAUAUCCCCUGGAAUGAAUCAGGACUCCCUCCCCUACCAUCAGAAAAUAUUCCCAGAUGUGGAGGCAAUUCUAGCGCACCACCAUGUGACCGUGACGAAUACUUCCAUGGACUACUCCAAAGAGCUCCCGUUAUUUUGCCUCAAACGACACCUAUCUACUCAAAUACCGCCUUCCGAAUUCUUGGAUACAUCUUGGGAGCCAUCAGCAACAUUCCAUUCGAUAAGCUGCUAGACUCUACGGUACUCCGGCCUCUGAAUUUGACAACGACUUCAUAUGUGAUACCCGCGGAAGGUUCGUGGGUAAUUCCAAAUGGCGAUAGCGCAUGGUAUCAGAACACCAGUGAUGAGACGCCUACGGCAGGCAUGUACUCUUCGUCAUCCGAUUUGGCAAAUUUUGGUCGCGAUAUCUUGCUUAGCAAACAGCUUUCCACACUCGAAACUCGACGCUGGAUGAAACCAAACUCUCAUACUUCAACGCUUUCUUAUUCUGUUGGAAGUCCGUGGGAGAUCCUCAGGACUAAAAGUCAAAUAUCCCAUGGCCAUACCAUUGACUUAUACACUAAAUCGGGAAGUCUUGGGCAAUACAACUCGCUUUUGGUGGUCUCCCAGGACUAUGGUGUAGCACUUUCAAUCAUGACAGCCGGUUCCAGUAGCUCGGCUGUUAUGGAAGUGGUUUCUGAGAUGGUUCUUCAGACUUUAAUUCCGGCUCUGGAAAAUCAAAUGCUCCUUGAAGAAUGUGAUCGAUUAUGCGGGAUCUAUAGUUCGUCCGAUCAGAACAAGAACUCGAGUCUUACACUGUCAGUGGACACAAAUGGUCUGCAAAUCGAGCGGUGGAUAAAUCGCGGCGUCGACUUCCUGGCAGCCAUUCAGACAUAUGCUUCUCAAACUAACAGCCCACCAAUUCAGCGAGUUCUCCUACAGGCUACGAAUUUAGAGAGUCCAUCGGAUGGUCAAGAUGGUGGGUUUCGUCGAGUCAGAUACCGUGCGAUCUUUGAAACAAGCACGAGUGAACGGGCUGGGCCAACUCGGAUUAUGCCCCAAAGUGCAAAUCAGUGGGCCACCAUCGAUACUCCUAUGUAUGGAGAGAUUGCUUUUGAUGACUUUAUUUUUCACUUUGAUCAUGCUGGGAAUGCUUUCGCGAUAGAACCUCGGGUUAUGAGAGACACGCUUUUGACGGCUGAUAGGGAAUCAAGCAAUUUCUCUCGGUUUACAUAUCGUAUGGGCCCAGAAUCAUGA